AAAAUUAAAAAUCUCACACCGCUUAUUCAGUACUCAAUUCGAAAGUCCUUUCUACCUUUUCACUUUCCGAGAAAAAUUCCCAAUGGCUCCCAAAGCUGAGAAGAAGCCCGCCGAGAAGAAGCCGGCAGAGGAGAAGAAAUCAACGGUGGCCGAGAAGGCUCCGGCGGAGAAGAAGCCGAAGGCAGGGAAGAAGCUGCCAAAGGAAGGCGGAGCCGGCGCCGGAGACAAGAAGAAGAAGCGCACGAAGAAGAGCGUGGAGACUUACAAGAUCUACAUCUUCAAGGUGUUGAAGCAAGUUCACCCAGACAUCGGGAUCUCCAGCAAGGCCAUGGGGAUCAUGAACAGCUUCAUCAACGACAUCUUCGAGAAGCUCGCUCAGGAGGCCUCGCGAUUGGCUCGCUACAACAAGAAGCCAACCAUCACCUCUCGGGAGAUCCAGACCGCGGUCCGUUUGGUCUUGCCUGGUGAGCUCGCUAAGCACGCCGUCUCUGAGGGGACCAAGGCGGUGACUAAGUUUACUAGCGCUUGAAAGUGAAGGAAAUUUCAAUAUGUGACUAGGGUUAGGGUUAGGGUUUCGUAGUUGAAUGAAUUUUUUUUUUUUUUUUUAAUAUGUGGUUUUUGUAAUUGAACAAUAUGGAUUUCUCGAUCCAAAUUAUGUCUAUGGUAAAAAUGAAUUCGGAUAGCUUUUUCUUAA
Molecule: messenger RNA, 694 nt
Organism: Quercus lobata
Lineage: Eukaryota; Viridiplantae; Streptophyta; Magnoliopsida; Fagales; Fagaceae
Product: probable histone H2B.1
Exons: 1
Coding region: 83-529 (148 amino acids)
Cellular component (GO): nucleosome
Molecular function (GO): protein heterodimerization activity; structural constituent of chromatin; DNA binding
Source: RefSeq, a predicted model, not a curated record